This is a messenger RNA of Scedosporium apiospermum, 1458 nucleotides long. RefSeq lists its product as uncharacterized. Gene Ontology annotation, biological process: regulation of transcription by RNA polymerase II. The coding region runs from base 1 to 1458 and encodes 485 amino acids. The transcript is spliced from 2 exons. The record is from RefSeq and is a predicted model, not a curated record. Lineage: Eukaryota; Fungi; Ascomycota; Sordariomycetes; Microascales; Microascaceae. Gene Ontology annotation, molecular function: protein dimerization activity; RNA polymerase II cis-regulatory region sequence-specific DNA binding; DNA-binding transcription factor activity, RNA polymerase II-specific.
AUGGAGACCGAACAUCCUUCGGACCCUAGUUUGCCCUUCGGCUACUCUUUUAAUGAGAGCCAGGACGUUUUUCGAGAUCCUCCUCCCGAACCCGCACCCGGAGACCCAAUCUUGACCGCUGCCGACUCACUCAACAUCCAGAACUUUUUCGAGACGCUUUCAUCCGACCGCAAUCCACCACCCAGCUUCGGCGAAGGAUUGAACUUUACAGACUCCUGGCUUGACCUACCCCCCCAGUUGAUAGGUUCUACAACCUCGUUCGGACAACAACCUCGCACAAGCCCACCAUCCCACAUGAAUCUCUCGAACAACUUUCAGCUUCUCGAACACCCCCACGACGGGGCGGCCCAUUUAUCAGGCGCAAUGUUGCCCCCGGCCAAUCCGUCCGUAUACUCCGCCGGAACACCCCGCGUAGCGCAACCAACCAUGCCUAUGGCAGCUCCUAAGGAUGAUACUGAGCUCGUUGAGGCAGCUAGGGUUCUCCACCACGGGCCAAUAGACAGAUCAGCCGUCGCCCAGGUGGCCCAGCACACCCAGCACCAGUUCCCCAUGAACCCAUCCUUUCCCAGCGUUCAAGAUCUCGGACCCGACUAUAGGCAUGAACCAGGAACUCUCCUCGGCCACGGACUGCUCAGGAAUGAGAACGGGAUCGCGAAUGGGAUGAAUGGUUUGGUCGACGGUUCUAAUGCUAUCGUCAACCACCAAUUCCCCAGCGUUCUAUAUAGUGGACAACCGUCGGAAGCGUCGCCUGGACACACUCAGGCAACCGACUACUAUUGGGGUUCGGAUGCCAACUUCAACGGGUCCCAGGGAUUCGUGCCGCAGUCGGUUAGAGAUACGACGGAAGCCCUAUCGGCGCAGCAGCUCCAGAUGAUGCAGUGCCUUAGUUACAACCAGAGCGCCGGGACGACGCGGCCGUCGAGCCCGGUUGUUAAUCACGGUUCUUCUAGUUCCCCUCUUGCGACGGCUAGCCUAGCGGCCAUGGACAUAGGAGAAGGGCCACCGCGCAAGCGACGGAAGAGCAAGAUUGCCAAGGAAGAGGCUGCUGCUGCAGGCGACGAGGACGAAUCUUCUCCACGACCGACGACGGCCAAGUCGGGAAGGAGACGGAAGACCAAGACGGAAGCCGCAGGAGCGGGAUCGUCCCCCGGCGAAGGGUCGGAGGCAACGCCCAAGGGCACCACGCCCCCGAAGAGACGCAAGUCGGCGACGAACGGAGCGAAGCCGCCUCGAGAAAACCUGACGGAAGAACAGAAGCGGGAGAACCACAUCCGCAGCGAGCAGAAGAGGCGUACCGUUAUCAAGGAGGGCUUCGACGAUCUCUGCGCCAUCGUGCCAAAGCUUCGGGGUGGCGGCAUCAGCAAGAGCAAUAUGCUUACUACUGCUGCUGAGUGGCUUGAUGAGCUUCUUCGGUACAACAAGGAGCUCACAGACCAACUGGCCAGAAUCAGGACCUAG